AUGUUUUAUGCAGGGUGGUAUGGCUUGGGAGCUGCAAAACAGUAUAAUUGCACACGGCCAGAUGAUUCUCUAGCUAUCUUCGAGUCCGAAUCCUCACUGGGGGGCACAUGGGGUGACCAGCGCCUAUAUCCGCUACUAAAGAGCAACAAUCUAUUCGGGACGUACGAAUAUCCAGAUUUUCCUAUGGAUGCCGCGACGUUUGGUAUUAAGCCAGGUCAACAUAUCCCCGGCCCAGUCAUCAAUGCGUAUCUCAAGGCAUACGCAGCCAAAUUUAGUAUUACCAACCUAAUUCGGCUACAGACGAAAGUCAUCGCGGCAGAACACCAGGACACACUCGCGGGAGGCUGGAUAUUGACGGUUACAAACUCGAAUCAGGAGGAGUCAAAGGUCUUCACUCGCCGACUCAUUGUCGCGACAGGGAUGACUUCUGAGGCCUUUUUGCCCCAUUUUCAAGGCCAAGAGACGUUCGGCGGGCCCAUUUUUCAUAAUAAACAUUUCAUGCUCAACAGAGGAACAUUGACAACCGCGAAGUCUGUUACAAUUUUUGGGGCCACCAAGUCAGCUUGGGACGCUGCCUAUGCUUACGCCAUGGCCGGAGUAAAAGUCAAUUGGGUAAUCCGGUAUAUCCGCUUCCUGACCUGGUUUAGUCCCUGCGUUUUUAGCGAAGCUGGUGGUUACAGCGCCAUCCGCAAUUUCCUCCACGGCACUGCUAUCGGCAGAGCUAUCGUCAACAUUUUUUGGAGCAUCAUUGGCGGAGAUGUCAUAACACUCGGUAGAUUCGACAAACACCCGGAAACAGCCAAACUAAAGCCAUGGACUCAUCCAAUGUUCACAGGAACUAGUUUCAGCAUCUUCAACUAUGACACUGACAUUUUCGACUUGAUCAAAAAGGGUGACAAAAUCUCGAUCCACAUUGGUGAAGUAACCCACCUCAGCCCUGGUAAGGUGCACCUGGCCGAUGGUACAGAGUUGGACUCAGACGCCUUCCUCGCCGUUACCGGCUGGAAACAUGUGCCACCCAUGAAGUUCCUUCCUGAGGGAAUCGAUAAGGAGCUGGGACUCCCGCAUGCUCGCUCAAAGGAUGCCCCAGCAGAAGACCUCGCCAACCAACAAGAUCUUAUUGAACGUGCCGACAGAGAGAUCUUCGAACGCUACCCGCGGCUUAAGGACCAACCAGUCUGGAACAAGGAUUACGUCCCACUGACAUCUCAAACGGGCAUCAACACAACGGAUGAUAUAACGCCCUGGACACCACUGACGCCCUAUAUGCUACAUCGCUUCAUCGUACCCCCAUCCGAGCGUUUCCUCAAGGCUCGCGACGUGGCAUUCGUUGGCAUGGUCAGCAACUUCAGCAACAUCCUCACUGCCCAUUUGCAGGGUCUUUGGGUCAGCGCCUACUUCUCUGGGCUCCUGGCGAAUGAUCCCGCAGCGGCGAUCGCUGACGAAAAAGCUAUGCAGGCACUGUGUUAUGAGGCUGUGUUGCACAACCGAUUUGGCAAAUGGCGGUACCCUACAGACUGGGGCAGCAGAGCUCCUAGCUUUAUCUUUGACGCCGUUCCGUACCUCGACAUGCUGCUACACGAUAUGGGGCUGGAACCCCACCGGAAGAGAGGGUUCAUGACUGAGAUUUGGGAUCCAUACGGCCCCGAGGAUUAUCGGAAUGUGAAUGAAGAAUGGCAGAAAAAAUAUGAAAAUACUAAAGGUGCUAUUUAG
Histoplasma mississippiense is the source of this 1713-nucleotide messenger RNA. RefSeq lists its product as hypothetical. Gene Ontology annotation, molecular function: N,N-dimethylaniline monooxygenase activity; NADP binding; flavin adenine dinucleotide binding. Lineage: Eukaryota; Fungi; Ascomycota; Eurotiomycetes; Onygenales; Ajellomycetaceae. The transcript is spliced from 2 exons. The record is from RefSeq and is a predicted model, not a curated record. Bases 1 to 1713 code for a protein of 570 amino acids.